GCACACUGGGCUUUGCCCAGCUCUGCCUUUUCAAUGUGCAUUAAGUGUGCACAUUCUUUAAUAGUCCAGUAGAUGGCGACAGAGUACAGCAUCUCGUUCACCACUCAUUCACUCGCUGCCUGUUCUAAUGAAACACCUGCCAGCAUGUGUGUGUGAUUAAACCUGCUGCUCGCGCCAGCAUAGCUAUUCCUCUGGUGUAGUCUUGAAAAGGAAUGCCAGCACCAACCAACCCCUGACUGAAUCCCCUGUCCACAGAGGGAAAGAGUGAGUUAAAGAAGGAUGGGGGAAACGGAGGACGAGCGUACGUCUCAGGCCGGCCAGCUGUUUGAGAACUUUGUGCAGGCCACUACCUGUAAAGGCACCCUGCAGGCCUUCAGCGUUCUCUGCAGGCAGCUGGAGCUGAACCCCUCUGACCACAGAGGCUUCUACAGCAGCCUGAAAGCUGCCAUUACCAACUGGAAGGCCAAAGGCCUCUGGGGGAAACUGGACAAGAGAGCAAGCCACAAGGAGUACAGUAAGGGCAAAGCCUGUGUGGACACCAGAUGUCUCAUCAUUGGUGGCGGUCCCUGCGGCUUUCGGACUGCCAUAGAGCUGGCUUUACUUGGUGCCAAGGUGGUGGUGAUUGAAAAAAGAGACACCUUCUCCAGGAACAAUGUCCUGCACCUUUGGCCUUACACCAUCCAAGACCUCAGAGACCUUGGAGCCAAGAAGUUCUAUGGAAAGUUCUGUGCUGGAUCUAUAGACCACAUCAGUAUUCGUCAGCUGCAACUCAUGCUGUUAAAGAUUUCUCUCAUUGUUGGGGUUGAGGUGCAUGUCAACGUGGAGUUUGCCAAGCUUCUUGAGCCACCUGAGGACCAAGGCACUGAUGGGCCUGGAUGGAGAGCGGAGGUCCGGCCGGCCGAUCACCCCGUCUCAGACUAUGAGUUUGAUGUGAUCAUUGGAGCAGAUGGAAGGAGAAGCACUCUUGAUGGCUUCAGGAGAAAGGAGUUCAGAGGGAAACUAGCCAUCGCCAUCACUGCAAACUUCGUCAAUCGCAACACGACAGCCGAGGCCAAAGUGGAGGAGAUCAGCGGAGUGGCCUUCAUCUUCAAUCAGAAGUUCUUCUUGGAGCUCAAGGAGGAGACAGGCAUUGAUUUGGAAAACAUUGUCUAUUACAAGGACAACACACACUACUUUGUCAUGACUGCAAAGAAACAGAGCUUGCUGGACAAGGGUGUGAUCAUCAAUGACUAUAUUGAGACUGAACGGCUGUUGGCGAGCAACAACGUAAACCAAGAGGCUUUGCUCUCUUACGCCCGUGAGGCUGCAGAUUUUGGCACAAACUACCAGCUUCCUUCUUUGGAUUACGCCAUCAACCACUACGGCCAGCCAGAUGUGGCUAUGUUUGACUUCACCUGCAUGUACGCCUCAGAGAACGCCGCGCUGGUGAGGGAAAAGAGCGGCCAUCAGCUGCUGGUGGCGUUGGUUGGAGAUAGUCUGCUGGAGCCUUUCUGGCCCAUGGGGACAGGAUGUGCUCGAGGGUUUCUGGCUGCCUUUGACACAGUGUGGAUGAUAAAGGCUUGGGCUCAGGGCAAAGGGCCCCUUGAUCUUCUGUCAGAGAGGGAAAGCAUCUACAGGCUGCUGCCUCAGACAACUGCAGAAAACAUCUCAAAAAACUUUGAGCAGUACACCAUAGACCCAGCCACACGUUACCCCAACCUCAACUCCACCUGCGUACGACCACAUCAGGUACGGCAUCUGUACAUUAACGGCGAGCAGAGCUUGAGUUCUCGGGAGCGCAGUGGAUCCACACCCAGAUCUGUAAACAUCUCCAGACGAGAGUCAGAGGUGCGUCCCAGCCGGCUGCUGCUGUGGUGUCAGAAGCAGACCCAGGGCUACAGGGGAGUGGAUGUGACCGACCUCACAACCUCCUGGAGGAGCGGCCUGGCUCUGUGUGCCCUCAUUCACCGCCAGCGGCCGGACCUCAUUGAUUUUGACUCCCUGAACGAGGCAGAUUGUGCUAAAAACAACCAGUUGGCGUUUAACGUGGCAGAGCGGGAGUUUGGCAUCCAGCCGGUCACCACAGGAAAUGAAAUGAAUGCUGAACGAGGGCCAGACAAGCUCAUUAUGGUGCUCUACCUCUCUAAAUUUUACGAGAUGUUCCGCAACUCACCUCAAUCUGUCACAGGUGUACCCAAAGAGACUACUGCAAAUAAUGAAGAAUAUUCAUCAAAGACCACAAACUCACUUUACAACUCACUAAAUCACGCUCUGCCUCGGAAGAGAAUCCCAAAGGUUGAUAAAAAGUUGGAAGACAAUGACAACAAAAAGAGGAAGAAGGCCAGCAGUCAUCUAGAGGAGCUAAUGUCCAAUCAGAGUGCGCCCCCUGUAGGUGAGCGAGAGGAGCAGAAAGAAAAUAAGGUGCGCUCCAUGGCAACUCAGCUGCUGGCCAGGUUUGAGGAGAAUGCACCAAGCUGUGGUGUGCGCAGACAGUCUGAAUUUGAGACUGACAAACCCGUAUCUCUGGACAUGAUAGAAAACCCGCGCUUUGCCAAACCUAAGAGCCAGCCUGCACCUCCUCCACCCCCUCCACCCAAACCAAAAUGGCAGCCUUCUCCUUAUCUAAGACUGCUGGAAUCUCACACGCAGAAUGAGACCCAUCAUUCUGACCACCGUAUAGAAAUCCAGUCCAGUCACAGUCACACAGAAAUCCAGUCCAACUAUAAAACCACAAGCGUUCACCACACUCUCCAGCUCACUGGAAUUCCCUCAAGUUAUCAAGUCAGUGAGUCUCGUCCCAGAUCUCCUCACAUUCCCUUCAAAGUGCUCCAGCCGGCAGACCCCUCAGAUUCACUCCCGUCAUUCACACCAGCCCUGGGCGGCAUGUUGCAGUGCCUACAGAAGCUGGAAGAGGAAGUCAGUCAGAGAAAAGUGCAGGCUGAAAUUACUAGACAGUUCAACAAAAAGAGCAUUAAAGAGCGAGCUCAGCAACUGAGCUGCCUUUUCACUGGCAAACCACCUCAACCUCAGGCAGAUGAAAGCUCUUCUGCUGUUUCCUCCUCUCCUUCUAAAGCCUUCUCAUUUCACGCUAUCCCAGAAUCCUCUACUCUUUCCUGUCGUCUGUCUCCUGUUCCUUCAGUCCAACACCAGCAGUGCAGUGAAGAUUCAGAAACACAGCUGAAGCACGAUAAACACACAGAUCGCUCUGAAAUCAGACGUGUAGAGUGCCUUGACCCCUCCAAACAGAGAACUGUGGGAAAGGUUUCUUCUGCUAUUGGUGUUAAAGCAGCUACACUGGCCAUCUUAUACGAGACCGAUCACAGACCUAACAACCCUUUCACCCUCUCGCUGACCAGCGUGCGGAAGGAGUUUCCCCCGGGUCUGGGCGGCAGCGACACCUGUCACUUCUGUAAGAAGCGUGUGUACAUAAUGGAGCGGCUCAGUGCGGAGGGAUACUUCUUCCACAGAGAGUGCUUCCGCUGUAACAUCUGCAGCUGUACGCUACGGCUGGGUGGUCAUGCCUUCGACUCCAACCAAGGCACUUUUUACUGCAAGCUGCACUUUUCUCAGAGAAAAAUCAGCAGUAGGCAUCGAAGAGGAGAGAUCAAUGGAGUUGGCAGACCCUCGUCCAGCGCUAGUUCUGAUUACACGGCCACCGACGGCCUCCGCGGCCCGUCCUCAGUCUGUUUCAAGUUUCCAAUGCUCCAACCUCUGAUUGGCUGAACCGUGAGAGCAGGAACACGAUUGGCCUGCAUGGGUCAGGUGAUCAGGUUGUUUCGCUUUGCACUGGCUCCCUUAACUAUAAUAUUAACCCUCCUAUUGUGAAUGCAGCAUGGGUCUAAUGUAUGAACAUUUCUUAUUAGAUGUCCCAAACAUCGCUGUCCUUCACCUAAAGUCGGCAUUACGUUUGUUUGUACCAGAGCUAACGUACUAACAGAAGUGCACUUGUACGCUUGACUAUCCCAGCAUGCUUUUUAAACACCUGUUUUUCUAGUACACGGCGUCCCGUAAAGUAACCUCCCUUCUUGUUUCUCUCCGUGUUUGUCCUCUCUGUUGCAGAGGCUGCUUUACUAUCCCAAUCCCAUGUAAGAGCACUCUCUUGUUCCUUUUCCUAAAAACAAACUGAGGUCGUCCUAUAAGAAGACUUAGUUUUGCACAAUUUUUCAAGUCCUUUUAAGGAUUGUUUUUUGUAAAUUUUAGCUUACUAUUUCUUUGUAUAUUUCACAAUAAAAGACUGUUUCUCCUAAUUUAUAAUAUAUUUAAAGCCUGUACGCAUAAAAUAAAUUCAUUUUUAUCUCUAAAAGUUUGUUUCUGCCUUUUUGUCUGCCGAUUCAGUGAGCUUCCUGUGUAACCCUCAGCAAAGAUGUAUUUGUAUUCAUCAAUGCAACUGCCAAGCUAAUAAGAAGAAAUGUAACCCAACUAUCACAAUUAAGUAUAGGCUUAAAAAAAAUAACCCUGUACCAGAUAUUUCGCACCCAUGAUUCACAAACAUAACCCUCCCCCUUUUUUGUUUUUUCACUUUUUAACUUCACAUCCCAUUUUUUUUUUUUUAAAAAGCAUUGGAACUGCAACAAACCAUCUUUAAUGAAUAUUCUUAGAACAUACAUCAGACCCAUUUUAAAUUAUGCCUGAAUUCCUUUAUAGUCAAACUUAACUUGGUUCUUUUGGGUCUUUUCUAUCCUGUCCUUUUAUUUGCUUUUUGUAGGUGAUUGCACUGCCUCCUAUUUUGAACUCAAAUGAUACAACAUAAUCAUUUCAAUUAUAUUUUUUUUAUUAUUAGUGCUGUCAAACGAUUAAUUGCAUCCAAAAUAAAAUUUAUUUAUAUUUAAUAUAUUUUACACACAUAAUAAUUUAAUAUAAACAACAUUUUUCAUAAAUAUAUACAUGUAUGUGUUUGUAUUUAUAUAUACAUAAAUAUACACAGUACACACAUUAUGUAAAUAAAAACUUUUAUUUUGGAUGUGAUUUAAUCACAAUCAAUCAUUUGACAGCACUAUAUAUAUAUAUAUAAUUAUAAUUUUUAUUUAUUUACUUAUUUAUUUAUUUUUGUUAAAUCACGCUAUUAAACUGCCCUUGGGGUCUCUCACACCCCAAAGAGAACAUGAGGGUUAAAUUUAAUUUCAUAUCCAUGUUUCAUUUAAUUAAUCUUCCUACUUUGUGUAGGCAAAAUAUAAUGAUGGUAAACUGUCAAAUAAUUUUUGGGGUUUUUUUGUGUGCAAGAUGUACAGGGUUAAAAAUGAAUGGAAAAAAAAAAACUUUUAGAAACAUCUUUAAAGACUUUGUGCUAUGUCUUUAUCUCGUUUGACACACAAAAGCAUUAUUGACUGCAGUAUUCAGCAUAUUAUACAGGAAUGACUAUCAUAGUGUGCUAAAGGGAAAGAGAGCUAAAUAGUAGGGGUGUAAAUUGGAUGGUUCGUCACGAUACGAUAUCGAUUCUCAUUCCCACGAUACGAUAUUUGCCGAUACCUCAAAAAAUUCUACGAUAUGAUUAUGAUUCGAUUCGAUACAGGAGUAUAUCAAUCGAUAUUUCGAUAUUAUAUAGGCCUACCUAUUUUAAACAACCCUAUACAUUUUUAUUAACUCACAAAUGCAACCAAAAUAUAUAAUGAACAUUUAUCAGAAAUUUUCACAUCCUGUACCUCAAUUGGGACA
Messenger RNA from Onychostoma macrolepis, 5631 nucleotides. It is a transcript of the gene mical2b, whose product is annotated as microtubule associated monooxygenase, calponin and LIM domain containing 2b. Lineage: Eukaryota; Metazoa; Chordata; Actinopteri; Cypriniformes; Cyprinidae. The transcript has 26 exons. Gene Ontology annotation, molecular function: protein binding; FAD binding. The coding region runs from base 280 to 3702 and encodes 1140 amino acids. The record is from RefSeq and is a predicted model, not a curated record.